This is a messenger RNA of Mesoplodon densirostris (Blainville's beaked whale), 2073 nucleotides long. It is a transcript of the gene IVD, whose product is annotated as isovaleryl-CoA dehydrogenase. Gene Ontology annotation, molecular function: flavin adenine dinucleotide binding; 3-methylbutanoyl-CoA dehydrogenase activity. The record is from RefSeq and is a predicted model, not a curated record. Gene Ontology annotation, cellular component: mitochondrion. The transcript has 12 exons. Gene Ontology annotation, biological process: L-leucine catabolic process. NCBI's taxonomy places the organism in Eukaryota, Metazoa, Chordata, Mammalia, Artiodactyla, Ziphiidae. The coding region runs from base 27 to 1307 and encodes 426 amino acids.
GCUCAGGCUCCCAGGACAAGGCCGAGAUGGCGACUGUAGCUUGGCUACUGGGUCGGCGCGCGGCGAGCUGGAGGCCGCGGCCGCCACUGCAGCCGCUCGCCGGCCUGAUUACCCAGCGGGCCAACUCGCUGUUGCCCGUGGACGAUGCAAUCAAUGGGCUAAGCGAGGAGCAGAAGAAGCUUCGUCAGACCAUGGCUAAAUUCCUUCAGGAGCAUCUAGCACCCCAUGCCCAGGAGAUUGAUCGGAGCAAUGAGUUCAAGAACCUGCGAGAGUUUUGGAAGCAGCUGGGGAACCUGGGAGUCUUGGGUGUCACGGCCCCUGUUCAGUAUGGCGGCUCCGGCCUGGGCUACCUGGAACACGUGCUGGUGAUGGAGGAGAUAUCCCGAGUCUCUGGAGCAGUGGGUCUCAGUUACGGUGCCCACUCCAACCUCUGCCUCAACCAAAUUGUUCGUAAUGGAAACGAGGCCCAGAAGGAGAAGUACCUCCCCAAGCUGAUCAGCGGUGAAUACGUUGGAGCCCUGGCCAUGAGUGAGACAAAUGCUGGCUCCGAUGUUGUCUCCAUGAAGCUGAAAGCAGAAAAGAAAGGAGAUCACUAUGUCCUGAAUGGCAACAAAUUCUGGAUCACCAAUGGCCCUGAUGCUGAUGUCCUUAUUGUCUAUGCCAAGACAGAUCUGGCUGCUGUGCCAGCUUCUCGGGGCAUCACAGCCUUCAUUGUGGAGAAGGGUAUGCCAGGCUUCAGCACCUCCAAGAAGCUGGACAAGCUGGGGAUGAGGGGCUCUAACACCUGUGAGCUAAUCUUUGAGGACUGCGAGGUUCCUGCUGCCAACAUCCUGGGCCAUCGAAGUAAGGGCGUCUACGUGCUGAUGAGUGGGCUGGACCUGGAGCGGCUGGUGCUGGCCGGUGGGCCCCUCGGGAUCAUGCAGGCCAUCCUCGACCAUGCUAUUCCCUACCUACAUGUGAGGGAAGCCUUUGGCCAGAAGAUCGGCCACUUCCAGUUGAUGCAGGGGAAGAUGGCAGACAUGUACACCCGCCUCAUGGCCUGUCGGCAGUACGUCUACAAUGUCGCCAAGGCCUGUGAUGAGGGCUACUGCACUGCCAAGGACUGCGCUGGGGUGAUUCUUUACUCAGCCGAGUGCGCCACACAGGUAGCCCUGGACGGCAUCCAGUGUUUGGGUGGCAAUGGCUACAUCAACGACUUCCCCAUGGGCCGCUUUCUGAGAGAUGCCAAGCUGUAUGAGAUCGGGGCUGGGACCAGUGAGGUGAGGCGGCUAAUCAUCGGCAGAGCCUUCAACGCAGAAUUCCACUAACUCCAAGACCCUUCAUCCCCUUUCCCAGCACCUAGAGGCCUUUCUCUGGAAGGAGAGACGUGGAAGCUCUUCUCCAGGCAGGCCCUGCCCACCGGCCCAGGAAAAGUGUGCAGCGGCUUAACAUGGACUCCUCAGGAAGCAUGCUGGCUUUUCUGGGGCUCAGUGGGAGGGCUUUGGUGACUCUGCGCCCUUGCUCUCUAACUUCAAGCCUGAUGCCCCACCCCCGCUCCCAGGGGGGGCACCUUUUUUCCUAGUGAGCCUCUGCCAGGGAACCCUCUGCUCAAGUACACAAGAAGCAUUGCCCCUCUCCUUAAUUUGAACUUGGUAGCCUCUUUUCUUUCUGGGGAAAAAUACCCCCCAAACCUAGCCUCUGUUUCUGCCAAUUUCUAGAGGCAUCAGCUCUCAGCAGCUUGUGAGUGGGCACCCCCUCUGCAGCAGCCCCUCCACCCCUCAUUCUUUAAGCUGAAAUCCUACCACUGGGGUAGAGGUCUGGGAAUAGGCAUCUCAGAACACCUGUGGCACUCAGAGUCCACGGUGGGGCAGAGGUCAGCGUGCUCAUGAAGGACGGGGCUCAAUGCCUCCAACACAACGCUGCCACCACCACCAUCCAGUCCUGGCCAUGUGACAGCCCACAGCUGACUGGGCAGCAGGCCUGGGUUGGCUGGCUCAUCUCCAGCCAAGGCUGCCUGCAUACAUUUCUCUGGACACCCUAUGGCUAAUUUUGUUACAACUGCACAGUGGCUGCUGCCAUUUUGUAUUAAACAUU